UUUACAAACCGGAAGAAGACAUGUUUCAUUUCCCCUGAAGAUCUCUUGCUCAAACAGCUGCAUCUCACGGGGCAUCGAAAAGCGACAAACAACGUGUUUUUCCCUCACGGCUUUGCAUCCACGUUACAUAGACAGAGUCUGUGGUCAGCGCAAACAUGUCGCACACAAUUUUGCUUGUCCAACCGACCAAGAGACCUGAGGGCCGCACAUAUGCUGACUAUGAGUCAGUGAAUGAAUGUAUGGAAGGUGUUUGCAAAAUGUACGAAGAGCAUCUGAAGAGGAUGAACCCAAACAGUCCCUCCAUCACUUACGACAUCAGUCAGUUGUUUGACUUUAUUGAUGACUUGGCAGAUCUGAGCUGUCUUGUGUACAGAGCUGAUACUCAAACAUACCAACCAUACAACAAAGACUGGAUCAAGGAGAAGAUAUAUGUCCUGCUGCGGCGUCAGGCUCAGCAAGCGGCAAAGUAAAAGCACUGGUGAAGUGCUGUCCUGCUACACACAUUUCGAAGGAGCUUACUGCACAUUGGGGGGGAAAGGAAGGGGAAGAAAUGCGGUAAAGUCAUAACUUUUGGGCUUUAUGUAGAAAUGGAGUCGUGCUUGGCAGCAUACGUGUUUUUAAUUAGUUACACUAUGAUGGGAGUGGGGCUAAUGGCUGCAAGGACUAACUUAUUGAUGGAGAGGGAUCCCUGCUUGGAGAAACGCUCACCAGGCUAGAUAACUUUUUUUUUUUUUUUUUUCUUUAAAGUAGUGCGAUUCAGCUUCUGUAAAAGUGGAUGUUCUUGUUUUGUAUACCUUUACCGGGCAGUUGGAUUUGAACAUGCUGUGGAUUUUAAAUGCAGGUGAACGACAAUACAUGUCUGCAGACUGACCCAGAAGAUUUAUUUUCCACAUUUCAUCUGUUUAUUAUUAUUAUUCUUAUUAUUAUUCUUAUUAUUAUAGCCUACCAUUGUAAUGUAAAAUGCUGUUUUUGUAAACAUUUGCAUAGAAUCCUCAUUUCAGCUGUCCUUGUUUCUUUGAUUUAAAUAAAACUAUUGUUUUCUGA
Molecule: messenger RNA, 1044 nt
Organism: Larimichthys crocea (large yellow croaker)
Lineage: Eukaryota; Metazoa; Chordata; Actinopteri; Sciaenidae
Gene: erh
Product: ERH mRNA splicing and mitosis factor
Exons: 4
Coding region: 156-470 (104 amino acids)
Source: RefSeq, a predicted model, not a curated record